AUGUCUGAACGCUCCACCGUCCACGUCGAGGGCAUUGCCUCCGCUACCACCGACAAGGAGGUCCAAGAUUUCUUUAGCUUCUGCGGAAAGAUCACCCACAUUUCCGUGACCCCCGUUUCAGGCGAAGCUGAUGCCCAAAAGUCGGCCACCGUUACUUUCGAAAAGGAAGCUGCUGCUAAGACCGCUCUUCUCCUCGACAACACCCAGCUUGGUUCCUCUCUCGUGCACGUCAAGGCUGCCCAGAGCCUCGACGACAUCGCCGGCGAGCAGGCCGCCAGCGCCGGACAAGCCAAGGACGAGUACAACCACGACCUCGAGCAGGAGGACAAGCCCCGUUCUCGCAUUGUAGCUGAGUACCUGGCCCACGGCUACACCCUCAGCGACAAUGCCAUCCAGAAGGCCAUUGCCCUGGACAACAAGCACGGGUUCUCGUCGCGCUUCACCAGCGCUCUGUCUUCCUUCGACCAGAAGUACCAUGCCACGGACCGUGCUCGCGGUCUGGACGAGAACUACAAGCUCAGCGACAAAGCGACCACUGGCUGGCGUAGUCUGAACCACUACUUCGAGAAGGCCCUCGACACUCCCUCGGGCAGGAAGUUGCGGGACUUUUACUCCCAGACCGAUAAGCAGGUGCGCGAUAUUCACAACGAGGCUCGCAGACUUGCGGAUCUGAAGAGCGGCAAGUCUACUACUGAGGGUGGUGAAGCUCCUGCUCCUAGCACGGCGCCUGCUACUCAGCCGGCGGGUACUGCUGCUCCUGCUGAGCAGGCGUAA
Aspergillus niger is the source of this 774-nucleotide messenger RNA. RefSeq lists its product as uncharacterized. Gene Ontology annotation, molecular function: RNA binding. The record is from RefSeq and is a predicted model, not a curated record. The transcript is spliced from 3 exons. The coding region runs from base 1 to 774 and encodes 257 amino acids. Lineage: Eukaryota; Fungi; Ascomycota; Eurotiomycetes; Eurotiales; Aspergillaceae.